AUGGGGAGAGCUCCUUGCUGCGACAAAUCCAGCGUAAAGAAAGGGCCAUGGUCGCCCGACGAAGAUGCCCAACUCAAGUCCUACAUUGAGCAGCAUGGCACCGGCGGCAACUGGAUCGCCUUGCCCCAGAAGAUAGGCCUUAAGAGAUGCGGGAAGAGCUGCCGCCUGAGAUGGUUAAACUAUCUUCGACCAAACAUUAAGCAUGGAGGGUUCUCAGAGGAGGAAGAUAACCUCAUUUGCAGCCUUUACAUAAGUAUUGGAAGCAGGUGGUCUGUCAUUGCUGCGCAAUUGCCAGGGCGAACCGAUAAUGAUAUUAAGAAUUACUGGAACACAAGGCUGAAGAAGAAGCUGCUGGGCAGGCAGCGAAAGGAGCAACACUCUCAGAAAUCAAACUGCAUCAAUCAAGACACAAAGAGAGAGAAUGGUUUUUUCAUGAUUACUAGUACUGCUUCUGAAGAAACCAUGAACCAAGACCUCAACUGGCCUGAUCAUCAACAGAUUUGGGCGAGUACUAGUACUAUAACUAAUCCGAACCGAGAAGAUUCUAAUAAUCAGAGGGACCAAGAACCAGUACUCUACGAAUUGCAAAUCAAGACAGAAGAAGGAAGAUUGUUUUCUGAUGAUCAUUAUUUGCAUCCAAACAGGCAAAGCAGCACAAAUUUUCAAUACCCUUUUGAUAUUUCGUCCACCCGCUGCAACCGAUUAUACGAGCUUGCUUCAGCAUCCGUGGAUUCCAUCGAUUGCACUCUUCCCCAGUUGCCAAGCACCCACUAUGAUGUCAAUGGGGCUGUUCCUCCAGACAUGAUUCAUCAAGCUGGGCUAGACUGCAACUUUCCUUUGGAGCUGGAUCAUGACCUGGUCUAUGGCAAUCCACAACAAUUGGAGGGAAUGGAGAUAAGUACUUCUGCUGAAAGUACCAGCUGGGAAGAUAUAGGUUCACUGGUUUAUCAUCCUCCUAUGCUCUCCAUCAAUUAUGAAGCUCAUCAUCAGGAAGAAAUGCUACAAGAUUCUGCCUUCGAAGAUCAGUCCCGGUACUACGGGCUGCAGUAG
This is a messenger RNA of Malania oleifera, 1050 nucleotides long. RefSeq names its product transcription factor RAX3-like. Bases 1 to 1050 code for a protein of 349 amino acids. Lineage: Eukaryota; Viridiplantae; Streptophyta; Magnoliopsida; Santalales; Ximeniaceae. The record is from RefSeq and is a predicted model, not a curated record. The transcript is spliced from 3 exons.